AUGACUGGAAACUUCAAAUGCGGCGAACCAGGUGACUCACCCUCUACGUGUCGCUCUCUCGUAGAUUACUCAAGCAAGCAAGGCACAACCUACGGCAAUAUCAAAACUCUCUUCGCUGUGAAGAAGCUCCGUUCGAUCUUCGAAUCCAACCUCCUCCCACUCUCCACCCAACGCACUCAGUGCGUGAACCCGAACCAGGUCGUACACGUCCCAGUCCCUUGCUCUUGCUCAAACAGAACUGGCGUAUCGAACCGGACUCCGGUUUACACCGUCAAGAAGGGAGACACGCUCUUCUUCAUCGCAUCUGAGAUUUUCGGAGGGUUGGUUCAGUACCAGAGGAUCAGUGACCUGAACAAGAUUUCCGACGCAAGCGAAAUCGAUGUUGGUCAAAGGUUUUGGAUCCCUUUGCCUUCUAUGAGAUCUAUAUGA
Raphanus sativus (radish) is the source of this 429-nucleotide messenger RNA. RefSeq names its product lysM domain-containing GPI-anchored protein 2-like. The transcript has a single exon. Bases 1 to 429 code for a protein of 142 amino acids. The record is from RefSeq and is a predicted model, not a curated record. NCBI's taxonomy places the organism in Eukaryota, Viridiplantae, Streptophyta, Magnoliopsida, Brassicales, Brassicaceae.